This is a messenger RNA of Lates calcarifer (barramundi perch), 3997 nucleotides long. RefSeq names its product cyclin-dependent kinase inhibitor 1D (gene cdkn1d). NCBI's taxonomy places the organism in Eukaryota, Metazoa, Chordata, Actinopteri, Centropomidae. Gene Ontology annotation, molecular function: cyclin-dependent protein serine/threonine kinase inhibitor activity. Gene Ontology annotation, cellular component: nucleus. The transcript is spliced from 3 exons. The record is from RefSeq and is a predicted model, not a curated record. Bases 290 to 847 code for a protein of 185 amino acids. Gene Ontology annotation, biological process: signal transduction by p53 class mediator; regulation of mitotic cell cycle.
UCCAACAAUGACUGUUUUGGUGGAAACCACGUGACUGACUCCUCUAGUAGGACGUCCCCUCUCGUCUUUUGAGUCCAUAACAAACAAGUCGCAGAUAAGGGGACGAGAACAACCCUCCCGUGGGUCGGGUCUACUAAAACUCCUCAACGUGACACUGUUUAUUUCCACGGGGGCUGUCGGGGACUUUCAUUCCUCUGUCACUGGAUGAAUUGUGCGUCGUUUGUGGACGAAACGCUCAAACAGCUAAACUCCGUUUUUGAAAACUUUGAGAUUCAGACGCUGAUGGGACAUGGCCAUGGCCUCUCCAUCAGCAUCAAUCGCAGGACCAGCUACGGUAUCUGAGCUCUCCCGCCUGGGGGGCAUCGAGGCCUUGAAUCUGAAGGUGGGACCGGCGCGGCGGAACCUCUUCGGGCCCGUGGACCACCAGCAGCUGCAGCAGGACUUCCAGAGGCUUCUCUGCAUGAGCGUGGAGGUGGCCAACAAGCGGUGGAACUUCGAUUUCCAGACCGACGUGCCGGGGGAGGGCGCCAACAUCGAGUGGGAGGAGCUCAAGUGCCAGGACGUGCCGGCGUUUUACCGCAGCUGCAUGGUGAGGCCGGCAGCGCGGAGUCCUGGCGUCGCAGGGAUGGCGAAGAGCACGUGGCGGACGUCGUCUUCAUCAGGCGAGGGUUCCCCGAUGUCCAGCAGCUCAUCCGGGUCUGGGUCUGGCGAUGAGUACCUUGAGGUGACUACCAGGGGGUGCUACAGGAUUCAACGGUCAGGGAAACGCAGACAGUCCGCCAUCACAGAUUUCUUCAAGGUGAAGAAGAGGAGGCUUCUGCAUUACAAAGCCUCUUCCAGGCAGUAGGAAAGCACAACAAGACCCAGUGGAGGAUCACCAAGUGGUCCACAUCCCCUCCACACGUCACCUCACAUAGAUAUGUCUCAUAUCAUAUGUAUAUAUGUAGCAAUUUGUAACUGACUGUCCACAAGCUCGUACAGCUUGGGCUUAAAAAACUCCUCUGACACCACAUACCUUUAGUUCUCAGCACAAGGAAGCUACAGUUUUCCUAGUUAACCAAGCUCGGACGCUAGAAACGGUUUUUGUGGAUAAAUAGAAAUAUUAUAUAUAUAUACUGUAUAUAUUCUAUAUACUGUUUUCCUCAGUUGACUAUACUGUGAAAUCAUUUUGAAUGCACUCUUUCAGGAAAUACCAGAAAACGGGCUUUAGUUCUGCGAGGGUAAUUUUCUUCUGAACGGGCCUCUGAUAGUGUUCGACCUCAGUCCUCGACCUUUUUCUUUUCUCCCUCUCGCUAAAAGUCAUGGGAGGUUUCGAUUAGAUGAGUUUCUAUUCCUGGCCUCGCAUCUCACUUAGCCUUUAGUCCGAAAAAAGCUGGAGGUGAAUCAGGGGUCAAAACCUCACCCGGGGUUCAAAAAUUUUAGCAGCAUGGCUGUGAUUAGCACCAGGGUUAAAGGUCAACGGUGGAGGUUUAGCAAUGAGGUAAAGUGACUUAAUUUUUUUGAAUAAUAAUAGAAAUGUUCCAUGUUUGACUAUUUAUUUAUUAUUCACGAUGCUAGAUCAUCGUCUAAAUAAAAUAAAGAUUUUAAAAAAGCAAUGUGUAAAGCGAGGUAAGAUAAGGUGUUAGUGGAAACCUGUGCCAUUGCCCCCAAAUUAUGCCUUCGACUAUAAGUCAUUAUGGCUGAUAUACACUCCACCGUUGCCACUUAAAAGUAUUGGCCAUAUAUAUUUUACACCAUCACAACAUAGCAAAAGACGUACUAACUGCAAACUAUCUUCUGUUUUUGCUUUGUAUUAUUUGCAUAAUGGGGUUGUAAAAAUCAAAUUUUUGGCGACAGACCAGAACAUACCUUAUUUAGCUGUAUGUUUUUAUCAGCUUUAUGCUUUUAAUAAUGUAGCAUUUUCUACUCUUUGUCUUCAUGUGACGUCCACCUUCUGGUUUUCAACACGCCUCUUUUCUCCAUGAAGGGAACGUAGUGUUUAAUCACUGUGCUGCAGCUCAGAGGAAUCAAAACUUUUGGUUCUGCUUUUAGAUAAUUUUUUUCAUAUGAAGACUUGAGCUGCGUCACAUUAUCUGUCGCCGUGCAGUUUUCUAAGCUUUGUGUACACAUGCAUUAUAAGUGUUUGUGUGUCUGUGUGUGAAUGAGUCCGUGUGGUUUCAUCUUGAGGCUUUCACCAGUUGUAAAAGUUGUGGCAGCUGAGGCAGUUGAACCAAAGAGAAAUUGCAGUGCCAAUUAGUAGCUUACUGUUUGAGUGAUCAGUUAUGGGUCGUAGAAAGUGUCAGACUCAUAUCAAGUGAAAACACACUAAAAAAGACAACACCACUGUGUUUUUAAACCAAGUUUUCUAGUAUGGUGUGAUCCAUAACUGCUCAGCCAAACAGGAUGUGCCCACUUCUCUCUCCCUAUCUACAGUCAUUCUAGUUUGCAUUUGGAUAAAAAGCCAUAACCUGAAUUAAUCCAGUCUUUCUACCUCAUCAAGUGAGUCAGUAACUCAAACAAGUUACAUACAAAAAAAAAAAAAAGAAGAAGAAAAAAAAUUCAAAACAAAACCAAUGUAGCUCAGGUUGUUUACGUCUGCAGGCACGAAAGAGAGACCGAGAGACCGAAGCAAUUAUUGUGUUGUGGUAAAAGCUGUCGAGGUUCAGCGCUCCGUGUAGAGUUUCACAUCAGGUAAAAGAGUCAGUGUGUCAGAGCGGGGCCCUGCUUCAUGCAGAGGAAACUCCGCUCCCUCAGGAGGGGGGAGGAGAGGGGGGAGGAGGGGGGAGCCAGGCAGCUUUUGUUGUCUCUCACUGCCUCACUUUGCUUUGACAGCUUUCCCAGAAACAGACAGAGCGGAGGAAUAGCGGUGAUGUGGGGGAAGGACGAGGGAAAAGCGACAAAUCUUAAAUGGAAAGGGGGGGGGGGGGUGUCAGAGCCCGUCUGGAUCAAAGGAUCGCUCCGGCCAGACGAGUGGCCCGAGAUUCAGACAAGCCUUUGUCUGCCCCCUUAAAAGUCUCUCAGUCUCUCUUUCAUGAACCACUCGCCUCAGUCUCUGCGAAGAAUCGGCAUGAAAGCAGUCGUUCAUGAUCACGUUAACAUAAUGUUGGGUUUUUUCACGGCUCCACACAGAUUUAAAAAUAGCCCACAUGGCUGUUUAAGAUUAUUUUAAAUUCGUCAGGAUUUCAUGUUUUUCUAUCAGUUUAUCUGUGUGUGUGUGUGUGUGUGUGUGUGUGAGACAGUGUGUGUGUGCACCUAUCUCCUCAGUGUGUUAAAGACAAAACUUUCAAAGUUCUAUAUUAACUUAUUUUGAGUUUAUAUCGUUUUACAGGGAAGUGAUUAGAAAUUCCCAGGGUUUUUUUUUUUGCUAUAACUAACUAAUUGUGUUAUUUCUGAAACUAUAUCUUUGCACUACUUUAAACAUUGUUGACAAGAGAACUAUUUUUUUAAGGUAAUCUUUAAAAAAAACAAAACAUUAUAACAUCAUUAAGAAACUGAGGCACAGAUUAGGAAUUUCUUGACCAUUAAACCUUUUUCCUGCCUUCACACUGUUGGACGUCAAUUCUAACAUGCUCACUGGUUUCUUAAAGGUUUUCUUUUUAAUCUUCCUCGAGUCUGACGGCAGGAAAAACAACAACAAAAAAAACCUAAAAUGUCAGAGUCAAGACAGAUCCUGUCGGUGUCUCACUGUGCCUGAGCAAACUUUGCUUUCCUAAUUCACCUGUCGCAGCUAUCUCAAAGUGUAGCGUUUUUGUAUAUGCAUGAAUGUAUGAUAAUCUUUGUAUACCAUUUGUAAUAAUUUUAUUGUAAUUUAAUACUGAUAUAUGUAUCCUUGCAACAUGUAAGAAGUGUAAUUGUAUGGGAUCAGGAUCAUAUCCUCUUUGAUAGUUAUAUUUGUAUAGAAAAUGUUCAGAGAUUCCAUUGAUGGGUUGUUGGUGCACUGUUGCCUUUCAUAAUGUUGAUUUCAUAUAGUGUGCUCAAAAUAAUAAAAUGAUGAAUGAGAAUUGAUAAAACCACAAAA